AUGUCAAAGAAUAAUGUAAGACUGAUCAGCAAAGGACCAUAUGUUGUACUGGACAAUGGGAUAGUAAAGCUUACCAUAAUGAAGCCACAAGGAUACUUGACUAGUAUCACAUAUGGAGGAAUGGACAAUAUCUUGGACUCCAAGUCAAUUGAUGAGUCCAGCAGGGGAUACUGGGAUGCUAACUGGAGUUGGCCUGGAGGACAGGACAGAUAUCAAUUACUGAAAGGAGCUGAAUAUAGUGUGGUCAAUAGGAGCAAUGACCUAAUAGAGGUUUCAUUCAGGAAUGCAUAUGAUCCACCAACCAAGGGAAGCAAAUUGCCACUUAGUGUGGACAUAAGGUACAUAUUGAGGAGUGGUGUCUCGGGCUUCUACUGCUACGCAAUUUAUGAGCGGCCUUCUGGAUGCCGCGAAUUUGACCUUGCGCAGACAAGGAUGGCGUUUAAGUUGCGAUCGGAGAAGUUCCACUACAUGGCAAUUUCGGAUGAGAAACAAAGGGUCAUGCCAGUGCCACAAGAUUUGCUUCCAGAUAGAGGCAAACAGCUAAUUGUACCUGAAUCAGUUUUGCUAGUAAAUCCCAUUAAUCCAGAUCUCAAAGGCGAGGUUGAUGAUAAAUAUCAGUACUCAAUGGACAACAGAGACGGUGGAGUUCAUGGAUGGAUAAGCUCUAAACCUGUAAUAGGAUUUUGGGUUAUCUUCCCUAGCCAUGAAUUUCAAAAUGGUGGUCCUACAAAGCAAAAUCUCACUGCCCACACUGGGCCAACCUGCCUCGCGAUGCUGCAUGGAACCCAUUAUAUUGGGGAAGAUAUAUUAGCUCAUUUUGGAGAAGGAGAGACAUGGAGGAAGGUUUUUGGACCCUUCUUUGUAUACCUCAACUCAACAGCAGAUGUAUCAGAUGCACACAGCCUAUGGUUAGAUGCAAAAAACCAGAGGCUGUUAGAAGAGGAGGCAUGGCCUUAUGAUUUUGUCUCGUCGCCUUAUUAUCUAAGCGCUAAAGAGCGCGGUUCCGUUUCAGGAAGACUUCUCGUCCAAGACAGGUAUGUUUCUGAUUCUCUAAUCCCUGCGAAAUAUGCGUAUGUUGGCUUAUCAGCAGCAACAAAAGAAGGAGCCUGGCAAACAGAAAGCAAGGGUUAUCAGUUUUGGGUGCAAACUGAUUCAACUGGAAACUUCACUAUCAAGAAUGUCAUUCCUGGCGUUUAUGGCCUUCAUGGCUGGGUUCCUGGUUUCAUUGGCGAUUACCUUGAUAAAGCACACGUUACUAUUUCAUCAGGUUCACACACAGAAGUUGGCAAUCUCACCUAUGCUCCCCCAAGAGAUGGUCCAACUAUGUGGGAUAUCGGGUUCCCUGACCGAACGGCCAAUGGCUACUAUGUUCCAGAUGUGAACCCCAUGUAUGUCAACAAGCUAUUUGUCAACAGCCCUGAAAAGUUCAGACAAUAUGGCUUGUGGGACAGAUACUCUGAUGUUGAUCCUGAAGUUGACCAAGUGUUCACUGUAGGCAUCAGUGAUCCAAAGAAAGACUGGUUCUUUGCCCAUGUCGACAGAAGAGAGAAAGAUAACAAGUAUAUCCCGACAACAUGGACAAUCAAGUGUAAUCUCAAGUCAGUAACCAGAGGGACGUACAAGCUAAGAUUGGCCAUCGCAUCAGCAACGCGUUCCGAUCUUAAGGUUCAUGUCAAUGAUAUGGAUGAAGCACGCAUGGUGUUCCAAGUAAUGAACUUGGGUGCAGAUAACACCGUUUGCCGGCAUGGGAUACACGGACUUUAUCGGCUUUUUAGUAUUGAUAUUUCAUCGUCGUUGUUGGUUAACGGAGAUAACUCCUUAUUUCUCACACAGGCCAGGGGUGGAGAUGCACUUUGUGGAAUCCUCUAUGAUUAUCUAAGGCUUGAAGGUCCUGCAACUUCAGAGGUAUAUGACUGAUGGAAAAGAAUCAUCCCAUGGCUUAAACUGUAGUUUUGGAAUAUUGUAUGACUUUUAUCUUCGUUUGAAAGGAAAACUCGGAUAAACUCAGUAGAUAUCUUUUUCUUUUACAUCUUCAUGGU
Molecule: messenger RNA, 2039 nt
Organism: Morus notabilis
Lineage: Eukaryota; Viridiplantae; Streptophyta; Magnoliopsida; Rosales; Moraceae
Product: probable rhamnogalacturonate lyase B
Exons: 15
Coding region: 1-1917 (638 amino acids)
Biological process (GO): carbohydrate metabolic process
Molecular function (GO): catalytic activity; carbohydrate binding
Source: RefSeq, a predicted model, not a curated record